Guillardia theta CCMP2712 is the source of this 471-nucleotide messenger RNA. RefSeq lists its product as hypothetical. Lineage: Eukaryota; Cryptophyceae; Pyrenomonadales; Geminigeraceae. The coding region runs from base 1 to 471 and encodes 156 amino acids. Gene Ontology annotation, molecular function: peptidyl-prolyl cis-trans isomerase activity. The transcript has 7 exons. Gene Ontology annotation, cellular component: nucleus; cytosol. The record is from RefSeq and is a predicted model, not a curated record.
AUGGACAAGUCCUCUGCUCAUGGCACUUACCUGAACGGAAAGGUUGAAUCAGCGAGCAGCUCGAAGCGAGGAAGGGAUACGGUCGGGGACACAGAGAAGCCCGUGAAGAAGGAAAAGGCAGAUGGCCCAAUGAAAGUCAAACAUGUCCUCCUGAAAUUUAGCGGAGUGGCGGAUCCUGUGUCAGACAGAGAUCCCAAGGGCAAGGAAAUCAAGGCAAGAAGCAAGGCGGAUGCGAUUCGCCUUAUGAAGGGAUACCUGCGCGAUGUAAAACACGGGGAGAUAACUUUCGACCAGUUAACCGCAAGAGUCAGCGACAGUCAAAGUUACAAAGUAUUUGGAGAAAUGACGACGGAUGAAUUUGCCAACAUGCCUUCUUCGUUCAAGCGAAUAGCCGAAAAGCUGGCGGUGGGGUCACGGAGCGAAGCUUUCGACACAGAGAUGGGAGUCCAUGCUCUUUUGAGAAUAUCAUGA